This is a messenger RNA of Melopsittacus undulatus (budgerigar), 1074 nucleotides long. RefSeq names its product ECRG4 augurin precursor (gene ECRG4). The coding region runs from base 406 to 861 and encodes 151 amino acids. Lineage: Eukaryota; Metazoa; Chordata; Aves; Psittaciformes; Psittaculidae. The record is from RefSeq and is a predicted model, not a curated record. The transcript is spliced from 5 exons. Gene Ontology annotation, biological process: regulation of cell population proliferation; central nervous system development; G1 to G0 transition.
CCACGUGGCCAGUCGCUCAUCGUACAGCCGGCACAAAAGCCCGGAUUCCUUUCACAUGAGAACACGGGUACAUCUGCUUGCAAUCAUCUUUCUCCAGGCAGCCGGCCUGAUUAAGCAGAAAUGUGAUUCUCCACACUUGGUCCAAGGAGUGCUUGGCAGACACCCGCAGCCAAGGGGCUGGGAUUCGGCAGAGGCAGAAUAAACGCGCCUUUCACGCCCGGCAUCCCCAGCAGUCCCGUGGCUCCUGCGCUUGCAGCCUUGGUCACUUCUUGCCCUGCUUGCAGGAGGCAAGACACGCUGAAAUAAAGAGAAACUUGUUCUGUGGCAGGAAAGGUCAUUUCUUCUGGCCAGGCCUUUGGGAAGGAGACAGGAAGCGUAUUAUUUUAAAGGUGUCUCUCCCCUGCCAUGCUGCCGCCGUAUCCCCGCGGAGCCCUGCCCGGGGCCUCCCUCCUCUUUCUCCUCCUCCUCCUCCCACUGCUCUGCGCAGCCCCCGAUGUUUCAAGGGGGAAUAAGCUUAAAGAGAUGCUUCAGAAACGAGAAGCCCCUGUUGCCACGAAGCCCGAGCUGUCAAUGAAAGAAACAACAGCCAAGGAGUUCCUAAAUAGCCUGAGACGCCAGAGGCGCCAGCUGUGGGACAGGAGCCAGCCUGAUGUACAGCAGUGGUACCAGCAGUUCCUGUACCUGGGGUUUGAUGAGGCGAAAUUUGAGGAUGACAUGUCCUACUGGACCAACUUAGGGCGUGCUCGUAAUGAAUACUACGGUGGGUACUACCAACACCACUAUGAUGAAGAUGCACCGAUUGGUCCACGAAAUCCACACACUUUCAGGCACGGAGCAGGUGUCAACUAUGAUGAUUACUAAUGCCAUUUACACCCUGCUACAGCUGGUGCCUACACAGCUGCACUGCGUGAGACUGAGCCCUUCUCCCUCAGCCUUGCUUCCCUUCCAUUCAUGUAAAACAGCAAGAGCAAAGGAACUGCCAGAUUCCGACAAAAGCAACACGACUUUUUAAUUAUUGUUACUUAGUAGCACACUUUAUAUAAAGUGUUAUAGAAAUAAAGCUUUUUUGAUAAA